CAGGGAAUGCUGCCGCGAGACAAACAGCGUCGAACAACACAUUACAAUUACACCCUUGAGAAGCAAAUGUCGCACGUAGAGGCGAAACAGUUUUUCCAGCAACAGCGUCAGAACACUCUUGACGAGCAGAGCUUGACCGCAAGCCCGAUGGCUACGAGUCCAGUGCUAAGAGCGAGGACCCACACUCCACAAGUAGGUGCUGAUACGAAUGGCUUUGGGCGAACUGCGAGUUUGCGUAGUAAGCAUAGUACAAUGAGUUUCAAAGAACCAGGAUACAAGUCAGCUCUACCAGUCGGUCUCAGCGAUCCAAACAAGCAUCCGAAUAGCUCCACCAUUCAAUCCCCAAGUAUUGGUCGCUUCGAAGGCCUCAAUGGCAUCAAUUCUACCGCUGCUGCUGCGGAGGACGAUACUGAAAGCCUUCCGCACGAGUCUAAGCCGCUCCUGGAACAAGAGGGUAUCCACGGAGCGGGUGCAGGCGUCGGCAUAGAUUCGAAAAAUGACCCGGGUGUGACAACCGAACUGCAUGCGAUUUAUUCGAAUAUUCAAAAGAUCCUCGACCUGAGACACAAGUAUAUGCGACUGUCACUUCAAGGUCCGGCAGACAAUCCUCGCGACGAGCCUGAAUGGAACAUAUAUCCUCCGCCUCCGAAUCCAGUGUGGUACGAGAACAAGAAGCGGCAGACCGAGUUGGACGAAGAUGGCAACGAGAAGACGCCCAGCACAUCGCAGACACUGCCGAAGAAGCCUGCACGCAAAAUGGGACAGGACAUUGGAGAGGACUUUGACUUCGAGGAGUGUCUGCCUGUCCCGGACAAGGGCGAAAUGACCUUCAGACUGGAAAAAGGUGGAGUGUAUCAAGUGUACGAGACAUCAAAAUCGGCGGAGCUUGGUGAGCCGAUCUUGCACAUUCCCGAUAUCAGAGAGUACUACAUGGACUUGGACGCUAUCCUCGGAAUUAGCUCGGACGGGCCGAGUAAAUCUUUUGCAUACCGCCGACUGCAGUACCUGGAGGGCAAGUUCAACUUGUACGUUCUCCUGAAUGAGUACCAGGAGAUCGCCGAUACAAAGGCUGUACCUCAUCGUGAUUUCUACAACGUGCGAAAGGUCGAUACUCACGUACAUCACUCCGCGUGUAUGAACCAGAAGCAUUUGCUGCGCUUCAUCAAGAGUAAGAUGAAGAAGUCACCGGACGAGGUGGUACUCUUCAGAGACGGCAAGAACUUGACCCUCAAGGAGGUAUUCGAAAGUAUCAACCUCACGGCGUACGAUCUCAGUAUCGAUACCCUUGACAUGCACGCACACACAGAUUCUUUCCAUCGUUUCGACAAGUUCAAUCUCAAAUACAACCCAGUCGGAGAGAGCAGACUGAGGACGAUCUUCCUGAAGACCGACAACAACAUUCAAGGAAGAUACCUGGCUGAGAUCACGAAAGAGGUCAUGUCCGAUUUGGAGAGCAGCAAGUAUCAAAUGGUCGAAUGGCGCAUCAGCAUCUACGGACGCAGUCUGGAUGAAUGGGACAAGUUGGCCGCGUGGGUCGUGGACAAUAAGCUCUUCUCCCCGAACGUACGGUGGUUGAUUCAAGUACCCCGACUCUACGAUGUGUACAAAGCUUCGGGUCUGAUGGAGACAUACGAGGAGGUUGUGAAGAACGUCUUCCAGCCGCUUUUUGAAGUCACUCAAGACCCGAGCAGCCACCCGAAGUUGCACGUAUUUUUGCAAAGAGUCAUUGGCUUUGACUCGGUCGACGAUGAAAGCAAGAGCGAGCGUCGUAUUUACCGCAAGUUCCCUUUGCCCAAAGACUGGGACACUAAGCAGAAUCCACCCUACAGCUACUGGAUCUACUACCUGUUCGCUAACAUUGCUUCGCUCAACGUGUGGCGCAAGCAGCGGGCGUUCAAUACUUUCGUCCUGCGUCCACACUGCGGUGAAGCGGGUGACACUGAUCAUUUGGCUGCUGCGGUGUUGUGCUGUCAUAGUAUCAGCCACGGUCUGCUCUUACGAAAGGUACCAUUGCUACAGUACAUCUUUUACCUGGAACAAAUCGGUGUGGCCAUGAGUCCUUUGAGCAACAACGCUCUCUUCCUUGCCUACGAACGCAAUCCGUUCCUGCAAUACUUCCGCCGCGGCCUCAACGUCAGCUUGUCCACCGACGAUCCUCUGCAAUUCGCAUUCACCAAAGAGCCCUUGAUCGAAGAGUAUGCCGUGGCAGCCCAGAUUUACAAGCUGUCGGCAGUCGACAUGUGCGAACUGGCCAAACACUCCGUCAUUCAAUCUGGCUUCGAGCAUGUCAUGAAGCAAAGAUGGCUGGGUAACAACUAUCACCAUCCCGGCCCGGCAGGCAACGACAUGGCAAAGGUCAAUGUACCAAACAUCCGCGAGGCCUUCCGUCACGAAACCUGGCUGCAGGAACUUGCCAUG
Molecule: messenger RNA, 2418 nt
Organism: Zymoseptoria tritici IPO323
Lineage: Eukaryota; Fungi; Ascomycota; Dothideomycetes; Mycosphaerellales; Mycosphaerellaceae
Exons: 2
Biological process (GO): IMP salvage; AMP metabolic process
Cellular component (GO): cytosol
Molecular function (GO): AMP deaminase activity
Source: RefSeq, a predicted model, not a curated record